This is a messenger RNA of Fopius arisanus, 3995 nucleotides long. RefSeq names its product metastasis associated 1-like (gene MTA1-like). Gene Ontology annotation, cellular component: NuRD complex; nucleoplasm. Lineage: Eukaryota; Metazoa; Arthropoda; Insecta; Hymenoptera; Braconidae. The record is from RefSeq and is a predicted model, not a curated record. Gene Ontology annotation, molecular function: sequence-specific DNA binding; transcription coactivator activity; histone deacetylase binding. The transcript is spliced from 10 exons. Gene Ontology annotation, biological process: negative regulation of transcription by RNA polymerase II. The coding region runs from base 809 to 3565 and encodes 918 amino acids.
GAGAGUGGUGGUGCUCGCAUCGCCGCUCACGCGGAUUGAAAAUGGCGGUGUUUCGUUCAGCAGAAUUGCUUCAGGGACACGAUACAAACUUCUCUAUCUAUUCCUUGUAGUUUGUAAAAGCAGUCGACAUAAUUUGACAUUGAGUACACUUAUCAAAUCAAGCAUUUCUACAUAAUAAAUAAGCGGCGAAUUGAGUGAAAGCAAGUGGUACAUAGAACUCUUAAUAGAAGAGAGUUUUGGCGUGAAUUUGUGGUUUUUUUUGUUGAGGAGGGGGGAGCGCUGCGGAGAGUUGGCCAAACGGUCUCUGGGCUGUUUUGUGUUAUAUUGUACCGGGUCAGAAGUUCUCAGUGUUGUACGCACAUUGAUUGUGUAUGUGUGUGUUUUCCCUAUUUCCGAAUUUGGGGAGGUUAAGAACGUAUGCUGUGCCGAGCUUUACCAAUUCUAAAUUUAUCAAUUUUUCAACAACUGUACUGUUUUCAAUCCGUGGUUAGGGGAAGGAGCGGCAUUAAUGAUGGACAUUAUUUCCAUGUUCAAUGUGACUCGAAAAAAUGCGAUGGAGUGUGACACAGUGAAGUGCUGAAUAUCUUACCACUUCGUCGAAGUGGCCAAGUGUUUUUCAGUGAGUUGAGCCGUUUGAUGCAUCCGUUAUAAACACAUUCAAUCGCUUGUCUCAUCAAUAAAUAGCGUGGAACAUCGAGAUAUUGUAGAGAUACGAGAAUUCAUUGAUAAACGAAAACGAGGCAUCAAAACUGAUAGAGUGAUAAAAGUAGAGCUGACAGGGUGGCGAAGGUGGUAGGGGACAUAUUCUAUGCCAAUGCCGGCGGAACAUCACGAGAGCCACGGUCACCACGAGAGUACAAAUUUUGGGCUCGCAGCCACUGCUCUCGCACAGGACGCCAGCAACAUGACGGCCAACAUGUACCGAGUGGGAGAUUAUGUGUACUUUGAGACGUCAUCCACCUCUCCUUAUCAGAUUCGAAGGAUAGAAGAAUUAAACAAAACGGCGAGUGGUAAUGUUGAGGCAAAAGUCAUGUGCUUCUUCAGGCGGAGGGAUUUACCGCCGACUUUGAUAAUGCUGGCUGAUAAACACCAAUUGGCAAGCGUGGAGCAGCAGAGGUCAGAAUCUCCUGCAAGCACGCAGAGUCAGAAAAUCGAGAAUCAAGAUUCGACUAAGGAUAUGACUAGUAAAGAUGGGAUUGGUCCGAAAAUGAUGAGCAAAGGGGCUGGGAAAGGUGGAUGGCUCAAAGCCCCACUGUCGGAGGCCCACGAGCCCCAUGGGAUGGAGGAAGGCGUUGCAGGUGCAGGUGGCGUUGCCGAAUUAAGUACAAAGCAACGACAUCAGAUGAAACAUCGAGAGCUUUUUCUCUCUCGUCAAGUCGAAACUAUGCCCGCCACCCACAUCAGGGGGAAAUGCUGUGUUACCCUCCUCAAUGAAACAGAGUCACUUCUCAGUUAUUUGAACAAAGAUGAUUCAUUCUUUUACUGCCUCGUCUUUGAUCCGGCACAGCGGACACUCCUUGCUGAUAAAGGUGAAAUUCGCGUAGGCAGUCGAUAUCAAGCAGAUGGGAUUGCGACAGUUCCUCUAACCCAAUCUGAGCGCGAAGCUGAUCCCCGUCGCCUUCAAGACUUAGAAACACUCGUUUGGACUCCUCGACACUCUCUCACAGAUCGUCAGAUUGACCAAUUCCUGGUUGUUUCCAGAUCAGUGGGAACUUUCGCUCGGGCCCUAGAUUGUUCCUCUUCUGUGAAACAGCCGUCCCUGCACAUGUCAGCAGCGGCAGCUUCGAGAGACAUCACUUUAUUUCACGCAAUGGACACUCUCCAUCGACAUAAUUACGAUCUUGCUAGGGCCAUGUCCUCACUGGUCCCACUCUCUGGUCCAGUCCUUUGUAGAGACGAAAUGGAGGAAUGGAGCGCUUCAGAAGCAAAUCUUUUUGAAGAAGCUCUGGACAAAUACGGGAAAGAUUUCUCAGACAUACGUCAAGAUUUUCUUCCAUGGAAGACACUAAAGAACGUCAUUGAGUACUAUUAUAUGUGGAAAACCACAGAUCGUUAUGUCCAGCAAAAACGAGUGAAAGCAGUUGAAGCGGAAAGCAAGUUGAAACAAGUAUACAUCCCAAACUACAAUAAAACACCUCCAACUGCUCCGACAGGUGGAGCAACUAUAAUGCCUUUAGGCAACAACAGUACCAACGGCAAAGGAGUCAGCAUCCUUAAUGGCAGUAGUAAUGGCAACAUUACUGACACAAGUGGAAUGUUAAUGGUUGGAGUGGGCGGGAAACCCUGCGAAAGCUGUCAAUGUAGAGAAAGUCCUCAAUGGUACGCGUGGGGUCCAUCUCACAUGCAGUGUCGGCUGUGUCAGUCAUGCUGGACUUACUGGAAAAAGUAUGGAGGUCUGAAAGUGCCGACUCGGAUUGAUGAUUCAGACUCAGAACGUAAACGAGGUAGUGCAGGUUCUGAUGAAGAGAGCAAAGGAAUGGGUGGAGCACAUAGGCCUCACCGUUGUUCCAUUCCUUCUUGUGGCAAGGAAUUCAAGUUGAAGGCUCAUCUCAGUCGUCAUUAUGCCUCUGCCCAUGGUGUGGAUUUAAGAGGAAGUGGAGCUGGUGGUGGAGGGAGUGGCUCACCUAGACCUGUCAUGAAAACUAGAUCUGCAUUCUAUUUGAGGACUUCCGCGUUGGCCCGUGCUGCGAGGCGUCUUUGCGCAGCCCAACUCAGAACACGACAUGCUGCCCGGGCUCCUCAUCAACCGGUCAAUGCUGCACCUUUGCGGCAUCUUUGUGCAUCUCCACAGUUAACAAGUAAGAGUUCAGCUGAGUUGAGAAUUUUGGCGAAGGCGGUGAGACCUCGGCCUCGCCCCAGAGUUACAGAUAUUGCGACGAGACUGGGAGAUCAUCCAGUACCCAGACAACCUGGCGAGUGGGAUUGGUUAGUGCUUACUGCACCUGGAAUGAGGAAACAGCCUGAUGUCGUUGCUUUUCCAAAACCGCUGAAAGCUGCAGAUGGUAGUUUGCUAUAUGACAGAGUGCCAAAUAAGCCAGAGGUAGAUAGAUUACCACCGACUCCACCACAGCCGCAGGCUCAGGCAUUAGUUCAACCCCAACCAACAAUAUUGAAACGCACAAGGCCACCGUUAGAGGAGCUCAAUGGAUCAGAUGGCAUUGCCCUGAGUGCAGGGCUACAUGGUCCCCCAGCGAAACGCGCCCAUCAUUCUCAGCAGUUACAUCCAAAACACUCGGUGGAUCACGUGUCACCGGCGAUUGUUCCUCUACCGCCACCAUUGAAUGGUAGAACAGUGAAUCCACACACGUUUCCUCAUGGGGUACCAAUGUCAAGAAGUAAUGCACGUAAGCAAGUCAUCUCGUGGAUGGAUGCACCUGAUGAUGUUUACUUCCGCGCCUCAGAUCAGACAAAGAGACUGCGGAGGACGUUGUCCUCAGCUGAGCUUCGAAGAGCAGCUCGUAAGCCAUGGCGCAGAUUGCCAGUCCCAGCUAUCCACCCGCUCCCCACACAACGACCACCAGCACCUCGCGCCGAAGAUCCGCGAAUGGUGGUAAUUCUCGAUUGAACUGAUUGUAUAAAUAAUCGAGGAUUUAUACCUUAACGUGACGUGUUCCCCCAUCAUCAACGAAAAAAAAAACAAAACAAAAAUCCCUUUUCGUACGAAUCAGAAAUUCUUUGAAGUAAAUUGCGAAAUAAAUUUUAUUCGACAAAAUUUAACUCUGAAUAACUUCAGGAUUUCGAACUUGAAAGAACUUGAACGAAGAAAUAGGGAAAACAAUCGCCAACACCAACUGAUUCUGCACUCUCUGUGGCGUAAAAAAUAAUGUUUUUUUUUCACAUGUAAAAACAGAUCCUUUUUUUGAAUAAUAUAAGACAUGAAUUAAUUUUUGAAUAUUGAAUGCAUAGAAGAAAAUCGGUAGAAUUGGAACCAUACUGGAAUGCAUUCGAAGGCGAAAAAUAAUCGAUGAAUAAAAGGUCAAUACUGAUGAACUUGA